This is a messenger RNA of Nanorana parkeri, 3013 nucleotides long. Its product is annotated as exocyst complex component 1. The record is from RefSeq and is a predicted model, not a curated record. Gene Ontology annotation, cellular component: exocyst; plasma membrane. Gene Ontology annotation, molecular function: phosphatidylinositol-4,5-bisphosphate binding. NCBI's taxonomy places the organism in Eukaryota, Metazoa, Chordata, Amphibia, Anura, Dicroglossidae. The transcript is spliced from 21 exons. Bases 136 to 2862 code for a protein of 908 amino acids. Gene Ontology annotation, biological process: exocytosis; Golgi to plasma membrane transport.
CUUUCUGGGAAAUGUAGUCCUGUGGCUGUUCCUGCCCGGCCCUGGUGACUGAGAGCAGCAGGGAAGAGACAGCGGUGUCACCGGGAGGUCCAGGCGGAGAUCGCAUGGCAUAGAUGUGAGAGAAAUUCUGCCAAGAUGACUGCAAUCAAGCAUGCCCUGCAGAGGGACAUAUUCACUCCAAAUGAUGAGCGUCUCCUCAGUAUCGUGAACGUAUGCAAAGCGGGAAAAAAGAAGAAAAACUGCUUUUUAUGUGCCACAGUAACCACAGAGCGUCCAGUUCAUGUUCGAGUGGUGAAAGUAAAGAAAUCUGACAAAGGGGAUUUCUAUAAGACCCAGACCACAUGGCUGCUGCAAGACCUGACAAUGGUGGAUGCCAAAGAUGCCCUCAAGGAAAACCCUGACUUUGAUUUGCAUUUUGAUAAAAUCUACAAGUGGGUCGCCAGCAGCCCAGCUGAAAAGAAUACUUUCAUUUCCUGCAUCUGGAAACUGAACCAGAGAUACCUGAGGAAAAAAAUCGACUUUGCCAAUGUUAGCGCACAGCUUUUGGAAGAGCUUCCUAAAGUUUCAGAAGAGUCUGUUCCUAGUGGAGAGAACCAGAAUGUGGCCGGGGGAGAGGAAGAAGCAGUAGCCGAAUACCAAGAGCUGAAUGCCAGGGAGAAACAGGAUAUCGAGUUCAUGAUGGAGGGCUGUGAAUAUGCGAUUUCCAAUGCUGAGGCCUUUGCUGAGAAACUUUCCAGGGAGCUACAGGUCCUGGAUGGGGCAAAUAUCCAGUCCAUCAUGGCUUCAGAGAAACAAGUUAACAUUCUUAUGCAGCUGCUGGAUGAAGCCCUCAAAGAGGUGGACCAGAUAGAAGGGAAACUGAGCAGCUAUGAAGAGAUGCUGCAGAGUGUUAAAGAGCAGAUGGAUCAGAUCUCUGAAAGUAACCACCUCAUUGAGCUCAGCAAAACCAACAGUGAAACUCUGCUGGGCGAGAUUGAGUUUCUUGUUCACCACAUGGACCUAUCAAGAGGUCACAUUAAAGCCCUUCAAGAAGCUGAUCUAUCUUCCUCCCGUGGUAUUGAGGCUUGUACUAAUGCAGCGGAGGCACUUCUACAGUGUAUGAAUGUAUCUCUCCAACCAGGACACUCCAUGCUUCAAGCUGUAAAACAGCAACAACAGCUCUUUACUGACCUCAGAGAGCAGUUUGCUCGCCGACUAGCCAGCCACCUAAACAAUGUAUUUGUUCAACAGGGCCACGAUCAGACUUCAACACUUUCAGUUGAAUUGACCCUUCCAAACCACCAUCCUUUCCAUCGAGAUCUGCUGCGAUAUGCCAAGCUGAUGGAGUGGCUGAAAACCACCGAAUAUAAUAGAUACGAAGGACUUAUGAAGAAUUACAUUGAUUACAUUGUGCGCUUAUAUGACCGCGAGAUCCGGGAUUUCUUUGAGGUGGCUAAAAACAAGAUGACUGGUUCCGCCAAAGAAGGAAAGAAGUUUGAUAAUGUUGGUUCAACAAGAAUAAUCAAUAAAAACGCUACGCUGCCUCGAAAAGAGAGUGCCGUGAAACAGGAGACAGAAAGUCUUCACGGGAGCUCUGGAAAACUAACGGGGUCCACAUCCAGUCUGAAUAAGCUGUCUGUCCAGAGCACGGGAAAUCGCAGAUCUCAGUCAUCUUCUCUGCUGGAUAUGGGCAACAUGUCCGCCUCUGAUUUGGAUGUCGCCGACCGCACCAAGUUUGAUAAGAUAUUUGAACAGGUCUUAAGUGAACUGGAGCCGCUUUGUCUGGCAGAACAAGAUUUCAUCAGUAAAUUCUUUAAUCUAUCUCAGCAUCAGAGCAUGUCUCGGACACCCAUGGGUGAUGUUGAUGAAAGUGAUGGUGGGCUUACAUCUCGACAUCAGACCACUGCUGUACUGUCUUCAGAGAAGGAAAUGAUCCGACAGAUGAUGACUCACAUAUUCCGCUGUAUUGAACCAGAAUUGAACAACCUUAUUGCCCUGGGAGACAAGAUUGACAGCUUUAACUCUUUGUAUAUGCUUGUGAAGAUGAGUCACCAUGUGAUGACGGCAGAGAAUGUCGAUUCCGCCUCCUUCCUCAGCACCACACUUGGCAAUGUCCUGGUUACCGUGAAAAGGAACUUUGAUAAAUGCAUUAGUAACCAAAUGAAGCAGAUGGAGGAUGUUAAAAUCUCAAAGAAGAGUAAGGUUGGCAUUCUUCCAUUUGUAUCUGGGUUUGAAGAGUUUGCUGAACUGGCCGAGUCAAUCUUUCGAGGAUCUGAGAGACGCGGAGAUUUAGAUAAAGCUUAUACAAAGCUGAUUAAAUCAGUUUUUAUCAAUGUUGAAAAAGUUGCAAAUGAAAGCCAGAAGACUCCCCGGGAUGUAGUUAUGAUGGAAAACUUUCAUCACAUCUUCGCCACUCUGUCCCGUUUAAAGAUUUCUUGCAUGGAAACAGAGAAGAGGGAAGCCAAGCAGAAAUACAAUGACCAUCUGCAGUCAUAUGUCAUAUAUUCUCUAGGACAUCCACUGGAAAAACUAAAUACAUUCUUUGAAGGGGUAAAAGCUCGCGUUGCACAAGGAAUUGGCUAUGAAGAAGUAAGCUACCAGCUGGCGUUCAGUAAGCAAGAACUGCGCAAAGUCAUAAAGGAUUACCCUGGUAAGGAGGUAAAGAAAGGUCUGGAUAACCUCUACAAGAAGAUGGACAAGCAUUUAUGUGAGGAGGAGAACCUGUUACAGGUGGUCUGGCACACUAUGCAGGAUGAGUUCAUCCGUCAGUACAAGCACUUUGAAGGUCUGAUUGAGAAAUGUUACACCGGUGCUGGUAUUACUAUGGAAUUCACCAUCCAGGACAUUUUGGAAUAUUUCUCUAGUAUUGCGCAAUCUCAUUAGCGAGUUGGCGUGUAGUAAAGAUCAGAGAAUAAGCACUUUAUGUGUCAUUUAUAUACAAGGAUAUAAGAGUGGUGGAACUAUCUUUGAAUGGACAACAAGGAAGAGUGGUGACCGGCAUAAAUGUAGCACAAACAUAACAUGAACUAACUAC